Lemur catta (Ring-tailed lemur) is the source of this 5184-nucleotide messenger RNA. RefSeq names its product integrin subunit alpha 1 (gene ITGA1). NCBI's taxonomy places the organism in Eukaryota, Metazoa, Chordata, Mammalia, Primates, Lemuridae. The transcript is spliced from 29 exons. Gene Ontology annotation, cellular component: integrin complex; external side of plasma membrane. The coding region runs from base 430 to 3966 and encodes 1178 amino acids. Gene Ontology annotation, molecular function: integrin binding. The record is from RefSeq and is a predicted model, not a curated record. Gene Ontology annotation, biological process: cell-matrix adhesion; cell adhesion mediated by integrin; integrin-mediated signaling pathway.
GCCCUUGCCCGCCUUCCUACCACCUUAGGGAUUUGGCACGGAGAGCGGGAUCGCCCUCUCAAUGAAAGGCAGAUGUCCCUUUAAGGUUUGCUUUGCAGCCCGCGGACUUUAGCCUAAACACGGCCCGCGAAGCUGGCUUUAUUUGUCCAUGUCUCGGACGGAGCCUGGGAGGCUGCCAGUGGGAUUUCAGAGACCGAGAGCGCGAAGGGGCGGGCGAUGUGGCAAUCCGUCUGGGAUGUGAGAAGCGUGGAGCGCGUUUAGAGGCAUUCGACGAAAACACAGGAAAUCACUCCUCUCGCGCUCCCGGGCGCCGCGGCCGGCGGGGGCCGAGGACCGAGGCCGGGCGGAGUGGCCGGGCGCGCAGCCUCCACGCGGGCACUGCCAGGUCCUGCCCUCGGAGCGGCGCGUCCCGGGGCUGCCGCUGCGGCCAUGGCCCCCCGGCGCUGCGCCCGCCCAGGGGUCGCUGUCGCCUGCUGCUGGCUCCUCACCGUUUUUCUAGGCUUCUGUGCAUCAUUCAAUGUUGAUGUGAAAAAUUCGAUGACUUUCAGUGGUCCAGUGGAGGACAUGUUCGGAUAUACUGUUCAACAAUAUGAAAAUGAAGAAGGAAAAUGGGUGCUCAUUGGUUCUCCUUUAGUUGGCCAGCCCCAAAACAGAACUGGAGAUGUCUAUAAGUGUCCAGUUGGAAGAGGUGAAUCGUUACCUUGCAUAAAGUUGGAUCUACCAGUUAAUACGUCAAUUCCCAAUGUCACAGAAAUAAAGGAAAACAUGACAUUUGGAUCAACUUUAGUCACCAACCCAAACGGAGGGUUUCUGGCAUGUGGGCCCUUAUAUGCCUAUAGAUGUGGACAUUUGCAUUAUACAACUGGAAUCUGUUCUGAUGUCAGCCCCACAUUUCAAGUUGUGAACUCCAUUGCCCCUGUACAAGAAUGUAGCACUCAACUGGACAUAGUCAUAGUGCUGGAUGGUUCUAACAGUAUUUACCCCUGGGAAAGUGUUACAGCUUUUUUAAAUGACCUUCUUGAAAGAAUGGAUAUUGGUCCCAAGCAGACACAGGUUGGAAUUGUGCAGUAUGGAGAAAAUGUAACCCAUGAGUUCAACCUCAAUAAGUAUUCAUCGACGGAAGAGGUACUUGUUGCAGCAAACAAGAUAAUCCAGAGAGGCGGCCGCCAGACUAUGACAGCCCUUGGAAUAGACACAGCAAGAAAGGAAGCAUUCACUGAAGCCCGGGGUGCCCGAAGGGGAGUUAAAAAAGUCAUGGUUAUUGUGACUGACGGAGAGUCCCAUGACAACCAUCAACUGAAUAAGGUCAUCCAAGACUGUGAAGAUGAAAACAUUCAACGAUUUUCCAUAGCUAUUCUUGGCAGCUAUAACCGAGGAAAUUUAAGCACUGAAAAAUUUGUGGAGGAAAUAAAAUCAAUUGCAAGUGAGCCCACUGAAAAGCAUUUCUUCAACGUCUCUGAUGAAUUGGCUCUAGUCACUAUUGUCAAAGCUCUGGGAGAAAGAAUAUUUGCCCUGGAAGCUACAGCUGACCAGUCAGCAGCUUCAUUUGAAAUGGAAAUGUCUCAGACCGGCUUCAGUGCUCAUUAUUCACAGGACUGGGUCAUGCUUGGAGCAGUAGGAGCCUAUGAUUGGAAUGGAACAGUUGUCAUGCAGAAGGCUAAUCAAAUCAUCAUCCCUCAAAAUACAACCUUUAAAGUUGAGUCUAAGAAGAAUGAACCUCUUGCUUCUUAUUUAGGUUACACAGUCAGCUCUGCCGCUGCUUCUGGCGAGGUGCUCUACAUUGCAGGACAGCCUCGGUACAAUCACACAGGACAGGUCAUCAUCUACAGGAUGGAAGGCGGAGACAUCAAAAUUCUCCAGACCCUCCGUGGAGAACAGAUCGGUUCCUACUUUGGCAGUAUUUUAACAACAAUUGACGUUGAUAAAGAUUCUAAUACUGACAUUCUUCUAGUCGGGGCCCCCAUGUACAUGGGAACAGAGAAAGAGGAACAAGGAAAAGUGUAUGUGUACGCACUGAAUCAGACAAGGUUUGAAUAUCAAAUGAGCCUGGAACCUAUUAAGCAGACUUGCUGUUCAUCUCUGAAGCACAAUUCAUGCACAAAACAAAACAAAAAUGAGCCAUGUGGGGCUCGUUUUGGAACAGCUAUUGCCGCUGUAAGAGACCUCAAUCUUGAUGGAUUUAAUGACAUCGUGAUAGGAGCUCCGCUGGAAGAUGAUCACGGGGGAGCUGUGUACAUUUAUCAUGGAAGUGGCAAGACUAUUAGGAAAGAGUAUGCACAACGUAUCCCUUCAGGUGGGGAUGGUGAGACACUGAAAUUUUUUGGCCAGUCUAUCCAUGGAGAAAUGGAUUUAAAUGGUGAUGGUCUGACAGAUGUGACUAUCGGGGGCCUUGGAGGUGCUGCCCUCUUCUGGUCUCGAGAUGUGGCUGUAGUUAAAGUGACCAUGAAGUUUGAACCCAAUAAAGUGAAUAUUCAAAAGAAAAACUGCCUUGUGGAGGGAAAGGAAACAGUAUGCAUAAAUGCUACAGUGUGUUUUGAUGUGAAAUUAAAAUCUAAAGAAGACACGAUUUAUGAAGCUGAUUUGCAGUACCGUGUCACCCUAGAUUCCCUAAGACAGAUAUCACGAAGUUUUUUCUCUGGAACUCAAGAGAGAAAGAUUCAAAGAAACAUCACAGUGCGAGAAUCAGAAUGCACUAAGCACUCCUUCUACAUGUUGGACAAGCAUGACUUUCAGGAUUCUGUGAGGAUAACUUUGGAUUUUAAUCUUACUGAUCCAGAAAAUGGGCCUGUUCUUGAUGAUUCUCUACCAAACUCAGUACAUGAACAUAUUCCCUUUGCCAAAGAUUGUGGAAACAAGGAAAAAUGUAUCUCAGACCUCAGCCUGGACGUAUCCACCACAGAAAAGGGCUUGCUUAUUGUCAGGUCCCAGAAUGACAAGUUCAACAUCAGCCUCACAGUCAAAAACAAAAAGGACAGCGCCUAUAACACCAGGACAAUAGUGCAUUAUUCUCCAAAUCUAAUAUUUUCAGGAAUUGAGGCUAUCCAAAAAGACAGUUGUGAAUCCAAACGUAAUAUCACAUGUAAAGUUGGAUAUCCUUUUCUGAGAAAAGGAGAAAUGGUAACUUUCAAAAUACUAUUUCAGUUUAACACAUCUCAUCUCAUGGAAAAUGUGACCAUUCAUUUAAGUGCAACAAGUGACAGCGAAGAACCUCCUGAAGCCCUUUCUGAUAAUGAAGUAAACAUUUCUAUCCCCGUAAAAUAUGAAGUCGGUCUACAGUUUUACAGCUCUGCAAGUGAAUACCAUAUUUCAGUUGCUGCCAAUGAAACAGUCCCUGAAGUUAUUAAUUCUACUGAGGACAUUGGAAAUGAAAUUAAUAUCUUCUACUUGAUCAGAAAAAGUGGACAUUUUCCAAUGCCAGAACUUAAGCUGUCAAUUUCAUUCCCCAAUUUGACGUCAGAUGGUUACCCUGUGCUGUACCCAACUGGAUGGUCAUCUUCUGAUAAUGCAAACUGCAGACCCCGUGUCCUUGAGGAUCCUCUUGGUGUCAACUCUGGAAAGAAAAGGACUAUAUCAAAAUCUGACGAUCUCAAACGAGGAACAAUUCAGGAUUGCAGUACAUGUAAAUUUGCUACUAUCACGUGUAAUCUCAUGCCUUCUGACGUAAGCCAAGUGAAUGUUUCGCUUAUCUUGUGGAAACCAACUUUUAUAAAAGCCCAUUUUUCCAGCUUAAAUCUUACUGUAAGGGGAGAACUUCAGAGUGAAAAUACAUCACUGGUUUUAAGUAGUAGCAAUCAAAAAAGAGAGCUUGCUAUUCAGCUAUCCAAAGAUGGGCUACCGGGCAGAGUGCCAUUAUGGGUCAUCCUAUUGAGUGCUUUUGCUGGAUUAUUGCUGUUAAUGCUGCUCAUUUUAGCAUUGUGGAAGAUUGGAUUCUUCAAAAGACCACUAAAGAAGAAAAUGGAAAAAUGAAAUAUUUUGUAAGAGAAAAAAUAACAAUUAUUCAAUGAUCUAUCCUCAGGUUUGCCUCAAAUAUGUGACAAGAAAUUUAUAAAUAUAAUUAAAGACAUGAUCACAUAACUCUAUGUAAUCCAUCAGGGAUUAAUCACUUGGAAAAUGACAGAUCAAAUAUUAUCCAAAAAGAAUAACACAAAGAUAUAUUUUAUAAAAUGAUGAAAAAUAUUUUUAAAUAGUUACUCAUUUUUGUUGAGUAAGCAAAGUUACAAAGUGUUUUAAAGAAAAAGAAUAACUUGUACAAAUAUGUUUAUAUAUUAAAUCACCAUUCAAAGUAUUUAAGGAAUGCAUGAAAAGAUUUUUAUUGAAACAUUUACAUCCAAAGCAAUAUAAAUGAAGAUUUUCCCCUUGAUUCCUGAUGGAUAUCCAUGUUAAGCAUGACAGUCAGCAUUUGUAAAUGCCAAGAAAGGAAUUACCUGAAAAAGGUCACUUUCCCCAAUUCAAAUGAGACAGUUUUCUUCUGGUAGAGUCCAUAUGUAAUAUGGACUGAAAUAGAAUUAAAUCACAAAGAAUACAUUCAGCAUCUUUGUGUUGGGUUUUGUGCUUGGAAAGUUUUUUUUCCCCCCAAGGUGAUUGGAAAAUAGUACAACUGAGCUGAAAUUCUAUGUAGGAUGGAAAAUCAAGAAAGACUCAUUUUAAAACACGUGCACUGAAUGGAUUAAUUUAAGCUUUUACAGAACUUGCUUAAGUUUGAUAUUAAAUUCUAAAUGUACAACUCUUUUGUACUGAAAAAACACUUAAAGCAGUUUUUUGUGGCAUAACAGUGAUUUGUCGGGAAAAGCCAUGUUGUGUAGGGGAUACGCUAACAUGGUUUCAGAGUAGAACAUGGCAGCAUAAAUAGAUGCCACCAAGAUGCUAAAACCAUCUUUGCUGAGUUGCUUUUAAAUGCUAGGGGUUCCAGGAUGUGACCCAGAGUAGGAAUUGUCUCAACUCUUUGGUACAGGGUUCAUUCGGACCCCCAUGCUGUGAGGAUAUGCUUAUGUCUGACUUUUUAAAAGGUAUUUAAUUUCCAAACACAAUUCUCAUUUUCAUGAGAAGGCAGUAUUCCAUUUCAGCAUUGCAUUUUAUGGAGAAGUCACUGCUUUUUGAGUGUGGCAUAUCAAUAUUUACAUAGAACCCCAGAAAUGUAUUUUAAAGAAUUUGCGAUUUGAAAGCGCAAACCAACAGAAAGAUAUC